GCCGGCUGUCCAAUUUACCAAUCAACCCCCCCUCAUAUUCUUGUCCCUCCACCUUUCCACCUCUCCCCUCUCACUGUUCUUUCUUUCAUUCAUUCAUUCCUCUUAUUUGCCCUGCUUUCUUCCUCGCCGGGGUCCGAUGAGCUGUUGAUCGUGAGCGGGAGGAGAUUCUCAGCCCACCAGCUUCAGCUCAUCAGAUGUGCCUGAAGAGGGCUUCGUGCGGAUUGAGUGGUUUGCAAGUAAAGAUCAGUCCUUGAUCGCCCGGUGUAGAAAACAAGGAAGAUGGGUUGCUUCUCUUGUUUCGAUUCCGGAGAGGACGAGAAGCUCAACACGGAAAAGAUAGCUGCCCUUGAUCGGAAGCAGCACCUCCCCACUAUCCCUUCCACCAUUUCUCGAUUGCCUUCCGGAGCGGAAAGACUCCGAACGAGAAGCAAUGCAGGGUCCAAAAGGGAAGUAAUAGGCAGUAAGGAUGGGCCCGGUGCUCACAUCGCUGCCCAAACUUUUACUUUUAAAGAGCUUGCAGCUGCAACGAAGAAUUUCCAGUCUGAAUCCUUCUUGGGAGAGGGGGGUUUUGGUCCAGUUUACAAGGGGAGGCUCGAGAGCACAGGACAGGUUGUUGCAGUCAAACAGCUGGAUCGGAAUGGUCUUCAGGGUAACAGGGAAUUCCUGGUGGAGGUCCUCAUGUUAAGCCUCCUGCACCACCCGAAUCUCGUGAAUCUGAUUGGUUACUGUGCUGACGGGGACCAACGACUUCUCGUCUAUGAGUUCAUGCCCUUGGGAUCAUUGGAAUAUCACCUCUUUGAUCUUCCCCCUGACAAGGAACCGCUAGACUGGAACACACGAAUGAAGAUUGCAGCGGGAGCAGCGAAAGGCUUGGAGUACCUCCAUGAUAAGGCGAACCCACCAGUCAUUUAUCGGGACUUCAAGUCAUCCAACAUAUUGCUCGACGAGGGAUACUUUCCGAAACUCUCUGAUUUCGGGCUAGCAAAGCUGGGGCCGGUCGGAGACAAAUCCCAUGUCUCCACGCGAGUGAUGGGAACUUAUGGGUACUGCGCCCCUGAGUAUGCCAUGACAGGGCAAUUAACUGUCAAGUCUGAUGUAUACAGUUUCGGGGUUGUCUUCUUAGAGCUGAUCACAGGAAGGCGAGCCAUUGACAGUAGCCGUCCCCAUGGAGAGCAGAACCUAGUCACUUGGGCACGCCCAUUAUUUAACGAUCGCAAGAAAUUCUCCAAACUUGCUGACCCAAGGCUUCAGGGGAGGUAUCCGAUGCGUGGGCUCUACCAAGCGCUUGCUGUGGCCUCAAUGUGCAUACAGGAACAGGCAGCCGCUCGUCCUCUCAUCGGGGAUGUGGUGACUGCCCUCUCUUAUCUGGCAAACCGGUUGUAUGAUUCCACUGCGCCCUCCGGGCACAGAGGAGGGUUGGGCUCAAAUGACGGGAGGGGUAGCGGAAGGAUCCUGAGGAACGAGGAAUUGGGAGGAUCAGGACGGAGAUGGGACUUUGAAGGGUCAGAGAAGGAAGAUUCUCCAAGGGAGACGGGGAAGAUCUUGAACUCGAACAGGGAUGCAGAGAGGGAACGAGUUGUUGCAGAAGCAAAGAUGUGGGGAGAAAACUGGAGGGAGAAGAGGCGGCAGAGCGCACAGGGGAGCCUCGACAGGUUGAAUGGUCAGUUUUUGUGAUGAAGAAUAUGCGCGAUUAUAUCGUUUUGUUUCAGAGUACAUUAGAUGAGUCCCAAUUGAAAAUUUUGAGGAGACAAAAGGCAAAAGGCAAAAGGCAAAUGCAUAUGCUUCUGCGGCCACCUCUGCUGAUUGUACAUAUGUUAAGGGAACUUCACUCAUCAGAAACAGUUGAUCAGAACACCAUACCUGUUACCUUAUGCUUGUCUUUGAGAAGCAUAGUCUGUCUUAUUUAACAUUUUUGUUCUCGGA
Messenger RNA from Punica granatum (pomegranate), 1923 nucleotides. The record is from RefSeq and is a predicted model, not a curated record. NCBI's taxonomy places the organism in Eukaryota, Viridiplantae, Streptophyta, Magnoliopsida, Myrtales, Lythraceae.